Messenger RNA from Paramecium tetraurelia, 1107 nucleotides. RefSeq lists its product as uncharacterized. The record is from RefSeq and is a predicted model, not a curated record. Lineage: Eukaryota; Ciliophora; Oligohymenophorea; Peniculida; Parameciidae. The transcript is spliced from 5 exons.
AUGAAUCGAAACAUCCCGAUUGGCAAUAAAAUAUGUGCAACAAAAGAAAUAUUCUAGAACCAAGUCAUUCUUAAUACUCAUCUCUUGACUAUGAGACCAUAAAUCAAUACGAGUGCACCUAAACAAUAUGAUUUCCUCAAAAACAAAAAGAUCAAGGAUGCCAUCAAAUCACAGAAGCAAUAAGAAAUAGACAGAGAAAACUAAAAUCUCAUAUCCAAACUUACCACUAUUAUGCAAUAAUAAACAAAUAAUUCCAUCUCCACUCUGGCAAUUAAGAAAUCUGCCACCAUGAGUAUUGCCCAAAAGAAGUCACUCAACAAAGAUUACAGGAAGAAAGAAUUAAUUAAGAUCGUCAUGGAGAAUUAGCAACUCUUGAAGAGAAUCUAAGAUUAGAAAUCACAAUACAAUGUUAAGGAUUGGAAUCAAGAGCGAAAAUGGGUUGAAAAAUAUAUCUCCAAUAUAUCCGAAUAUCCCUAUAAGGAUUUCAAACCCACCAAAACUCUAGUACAAUAUUGGACCAACUCAAGAAUUAGCGAGUCCUAAUUAUAAAAAAGAGAUAAUCUUAACAACAAGAAAUUAGAUCCCUUAGAAAUCAAAAGCCAAUAAAAUAAAUAAAGAGCCAGGCAAGACAACAACAAUACAGAUUCCAGAUAGCUCUUGACCAAUUAAGAAAAUUAGCAAAGAAGUCUCUUUGAAUCUGAUUUCUAACCUUACGAGCCCUAUCAAGACAAAGUGAGCAAAAUAGUUAAUGAGAUCAUUGAAAAGCCUUAACUCUAAGAAUAAGAAGUUAAAAAAGAACAAAUUUAAGUUGCUGAUGAUCAAAAUCAUCAAGACUAACCAAUCCCAUAAGAAAAUCCGGAAAUUGUGGCAACCGAUAAUCUGUAAAGCAAAGACUAAGACGAAAAUCAGAAUAAUGAGCAAGAAUAAGAUUUACAAUAGUAAAAUGAAGCCAAUAACUUGAUGGCCAAUGCAGAAGAAAACUAAGAGCAACUGAACCAGGAAUCUAAUAGUCCUCAAUAGAAUCAUCAAAAUAUUCAAACUAUUGAUUUUGAAUAGUAAAAUGAAGAACCUUUAGACUAAUAAAGUUCAGAAAAAUUAUAGGAUUGA